UUUUUUCAUUAUUUUUGGCUCUCUUUUUUUCUUUAGUUAAUUCUCUCUCUACCUAUAUUCUCUCUCAAAUUUUUUCCUUUUCUUAACUUGCCUAUAAAUAAACACUUGUGUUUUAUUCACAAAUCAAUCACAGUUACUGCAUUGGGUGGCUUUUGACUCCCCCAACCCAAUCCCUUUCUCUUUCUCUUUCUAUAUAUAUAUAAAUAACCACUCUCCUUUCUAUAUGCUACCUUACAUUACAUUACAAUUCUCCUAACCCCUCUCUCUUUCUCUCUUAACUUUUAAGGUUAAGGUUCAAUUCAACUUCUUUCUCUCUAUCUCUCUUAAUCCAAAUCAAAUGGAACCAGCCUCUAAUCAUCAUCAACAUGAUCAUCAUCAACAUGAUCAUCAACAGCAGCAACAACAACAACUCUCUUUAGCCUCUAAGGAACUCAGCAAUAUCAUCAAAGGGAAAAGAACCAAAAGGGUUAGGCCACAAUCUCCUAUGCCUUUUUCCAUCACUGCUAAUUCUUCAACCGGAGAAGGAGGAGGAACAGGUGAAGGUGAAGGUGAAAGAGAAGAUUGUUACAAUGGUGAUGAUGUCAUCAACACCAACAAUAUCAAUAUCAAUAUCAUCCACAAUAACAACAAUACCUCUCCGACAACAUCUUAUGUUGAAGAGAAACAGGAGAGUGUUAUGGAUGAUGAAGAACAUGAUAUGGCAAACUGCUUGAUUCUAUUGGCACAGGGACAAUCAAAGGAAUCGCCGAAAACUACGGAUGAAUUGGAUGGUGGAAUGAUGAACUACACAAAAUACAGCAGUAGAAAGUUCAUGGAAGCUGCUACUUUGGAUUCUGGAAGAGCAGGUUUCUAUGUUUAUGAAUGCAAAACAUGUAACAGGACUUUCCCUUCAUUUCAAGCACUUGGUGGCCACAGAGCAAGUCACAAAAAGCCAAAAGCAUUGGCAAUUGCUCAAGAGCGAAAACAGUUUUUCGAUGAUGAUCAAGAGUUUCAAUUCAAGCCCAAUCAUAAACCAAUUUCCCUUCAAUUGAAUAACAAUGGUAAGGGAAAUCUAUACGGCGGAAACAAUAACAACAACAAGUCUAAGGUUCACGAGUGUUCCAUUUGUGGUUCUGAAUUCACAUCUGGACAAGCACUUGGUGGGCACAUGAGGCGCCACCGCGCGCCGGUGGGGUCAUCAACUGCUAACACCACACUCUCAUUGACACCAAUGGCUUUAGAGCCUGAUGAAGAUCAUCAACCUAGAAAGAAAAGGAAUGUUUUGUCUUUGGAUUUGGAUCUCAACCUUCCUGCACCUGAAGAUGAUCAGAAAGAAUCAAAAUUUGCCUUUGCUUCCAAGCAACAACACCAACAACAGCAUGGACAAAAACAACAUCAACAGCAACAACAGCAACAGCAGCAGCAACCGCAGCAACAAACAAAUCUUGUCUUCUCUGCACCAGCUCUGGUAGAUUGUCAUUACUGAGACAAGUGAUAAGGUUUCGAUUUUGGAUUCAACAAGAUGAUCGACAGAUACCUAUAUAUGUCGAUCAUCUGACAUAUAAAUCUAGAUAUAUAUUUGUUGUAUGAUCUUAUAUUCUUUUGAUUCUCAUUCAACUUGAACAAGCACCUGAUAAUUUUUAUGAAUUCAGCUGUUUAUUGAAGAAUUAUUUUUAAUUUGUUCAUUGAAAAGAACUCAACACAAACUAAUGUAUAGAUCAUGUUGGGUAUCUUUUUCAUCUUUUUAUUUUCAUUAUUUUUUAUGCUAUUUUUUUCUGUGCCAAAGAAUGUGAUGAUGUAUUAUGAAUACAGGGAGAAAUAGAGGCAUAAGGGGUUAUUGGUACUA
Molecule: messenger RNA, 1825 nt
Organism: Lathyrus oleraceus (garden pea)
Lineage: Eukaryota; Viridiplantae; Streptophyta; Magnoliopsida; Fabales; Fabaceae
Product: zinc finger protein ZAT5
Exons: 1
Coding region: 338-1465 (375 amino acids)
Source: RefSeq, a predicted model, not a curated record